AUUUCUACCACUAGCGUUAUAGCACAAUCGGGAAUCGUUUUUCUUCCUCCAAAUGGUGGAUCAUGGGUUAAUUGUACUACUGAUAUAACAACUGUCAGCUAUCAAAAUAUUAGCGUUAAAACUGUUGAUUUUUCGUUGCCUGUAACUGCUGGUUUUGGUUUUAACUUAGCGGGAAACUAUUCUUAUGAUCGCAUCCAAGGCAUCGGUUUUGAAGUAUCUUCAUACACUGAAAAUCCAAAUAUUGGGAUGACUAUCUCUGAAAUGAAUGCACUUGCUUCUGCCAAUGAUACUACCUAUUAUUGUGAUACACUUGAAUUUUAUACUACUCAAUGCGAUGACAAAUUUAAAGGGUUCCCUUCACCAGAUGAAGCCGAUCAACAGUGGUGCAUAGCU
This is a messenger RNA of Dentiscutata heterogama, 393 nucleotides long. NCBI's taxonomy places the organism in Eukaryota, Fungi, Glomeromycota, Glomeromycetes, Diversisporales, Gigasporaceae. The record is from the annotation of a GenBank genome assembly.